ACUGUUUCAUGAAAAGUAGUACCUAUAAUCGUGGGUAAGUUACCUACUUGAGGUACCCAGUGAUUAAAAUGGCCAAUCAAAUUUUUACAAUUGUUUGUGUUCUUUACACCGUUUCUGUAUUGGUCAAACGAUUAGACUUUGUCGAAGCCAACGACGCGAGUGCUUCUGCAUCGUUCACUUUUGAUCCACAGAAACCCAACUUGGUGCAAUAUGAAAGCUGUCUACAGGGAGGAGAAUUAAUCAUUAAACUGGACUAUAAUCCUCCAGAUGAUAAAAAAAUGACCGUGGUAAUUCUAUACGAUACGGAAAUCAAAUCUGCAGAAACAUUUUUUAAAGAACAAUUUAAAUCUGAAAUAUUCGCAGGAUUUAAUAAGUGUGACGUCAUCAAUUGGAAUAUGAGACCCUGUACACUAUCUAAGAUACAGGAUGGAAAACUAAAUUGUCCACAAGGCAAUCUACAAUGCAAAUUCGAUAAAUUUCACGCCUGCGCUGCAACGCUGUACGCAUCAGAUCAGGUGAAACUGGGAUCGUUCUUAAUAUGUUUCUUCAAUGAAGGGAAAAAUAACGAAGAUUGUGCGACUAAGUAUGGCAUGAAUUACGAUGAUUUGAAGACUUGUGCCGAAGACGAUGAUGGAAAAGCAGGAGCUGGCCUUUGUGACGGGUUCUAUCGCAUCAUUCACCCAACUGGAAAUCAAAGCCCACCACCUCCAUCGGGGGAUGCGAGUACUGAAGUUACCAGUAAUUUCAAAGGGUUUCUUUGCGGUCAAUUAAAAACUGCUCAAUUGAAAUGUGACUUCUGUCCUGCCUAAAAUGUGACCAAAAAUUGACUCGCUGUUAUGCCUUUUACUAUUACCUAGCUCUAAGAUGAUAUUAUCAUGUAAUUGUGAACGAAUAAGAAAUAAAUUACCAACACAUCAAAGUUUUGCCUGAUUCUUGAAUUGAACGAUUCUGUCGCAAUUGCAAAAAUUUUUUGCAUCAUUCAAACUUGACCCGUUCGAAAAUGA
Messenger RNA from Planococcus citri (citrus mealybug), 1004 nucleotides. RefSeq lists its product as uncharacterized. The coding region runs from base 69 to 809 and encodes 246 amino acids. The record is from RefSeq and is a predicted model, not a curated record. Gene Ontology annotation, molecular function: oxidoreductase activity, acting on a sulfur group of donors, disulfide as acceptor. The transcript has 7 exons. NCBI's taxonomy places the organism in Eukaryota, Metazoa, Arthropoda, Insecta, Hemiptera, Pseudococcidae.